GUGCAUUUGUCAUUUUUUUCACUUGCUUUUUGAAAUUCAUAGGUAAAAAGGCUGGAAGUUCUCAGAAUUUAACUUCAGACACCAAACCGAUACAAGAAAAUAAGGGAUGUCCAAAAAAGGAAUAUGAAGCUGAGCAUGUCCUAGUAGGAAGGAGCAGCAGUUCAGAUGAACUGGAUUUGAAAGGCGACUUGCAGCAGUCGCAUGGAAAUCACCAGGAGAGAGAAAAGAGUGAGAGUGUGAGCAGUGACGCAUCCCUUGGCUAUAAUAACGAAGUGGAGAUCGCGCUUAUCCCCUGGCAAACGCCUGAGGAAGAGCAUGAGGUUAAUGCAUCAGCAGAUGUUUGUGUGGAUCCCCAGGUACCUCGCUGGUUUCAGCUUAGUCCUUCAGAUGCUACAAAUUUAACAGAUAGUAGUGAAUUCCUUGCUGAUGACUGCAGUAUAAUUGCUGGUGGAAGCCUUACAGGUUGGCAUCCUGAUUCUGCCGCUGUGCUAUGGAGGAGAAUCUUGGGAAUUCUUGGCGAUGUGAACAACAUACAGUCUCCUAAAAUCCAUGCAAAAGUUUUUGGGUAUCUCUAUGAGCUGUGGUAUAAACUUGCAAAGAUAAGAGACAACCUUGCUAUAAGUUUGGACAAUCAAUCUACUCCCUCUCCUCCUGUUUUAAUACCUCCUCUCAGAAUAUUUGCAUCGUGGUUAUUCAAGGCAACCACCCUGCCAAAUGAAUAUAAAGAAGGCAAACUUCAGGCGUACAGGCUGAUCUGUGCCAUGAUGACGAGACGUCAAGAUGUUAUGCCAAAUUCAGAUUUCUUGGUUCAUUUUUAUUUCGUGAUGCACCUUGGCCUAACAAGUGAAGACCAGGACAUCCUAAACACUGUCAUAAAGCAUUGCUCGCCUGCAUUUUUCUUCCUGGGCUUGCCCGGCUUUACGAUGCUGAUGGGAGACUUCAUCACGGCCGCGGCCAGAGUGCUCGGGGCGGACACGCCGCAGGCCCCUCGUUCAGAAGCUCACACCAUCCUUGGUUCUCUUGUUUGCUUUCCAAAUAUCUACCAAGGAACGCCGCUACUGCAGCCCAUUUCAGAAGCCGUCGAGAUCGUCACAGGAACUGCAGAUGUAAAAGGUUACCUCAUAAAUAUUUUAUUGAAGAAUGCUACUGAGGAGCCAAGUGAAGCUGCAAGGUGCAUAGCCAUUUGUAGCCUUGGAGUUUGGAUAUGUGAAGAACUCACGCAAUGCACAAACCAUCCUCAGGUGAAGGAAGCAAUUAAUGUCAUAGGCGUGACACUCAAGUUUUCUAAUAAACUGGUAGCUCAGGUGGCCUGUGAUGUUCUUCAGCUGCUAGUUUCCUACUGGGAAAAGCUUCAGAAGUAUGAAUGCUCUCUCCCCAGGAAGAUCACUGAAAUCCUUGUGGCCACUGUUGCAUUUCUUUUGCCAAGUGCUGAGUAUUCUUCUGUGGAAGCAGAUAAAAAGUUCAUAGUUUCGUUGUUACUUUGCUUAUUGGAUUGGUGUAUGGCCUUACCAAUGAAAAUGUUACUAGAGCCAGUGUCUGCUGGUGUUCUUGAAGACCAACAUACCUCCAGAGCUCCUUUACUGGACUAUAUUUACAGAGUUUUGCACUGUUGUGUUAAUGGCUCCAGUACCUAUACUCAGCAAAGCCAUUACGUGCUGAGUCUCGCAGAUCUCUCAUCCAGUGAUUAUGAUCCGUUCCUGCCGCUGGGGAAUGUCAGGAAUUCUGAGCCAGCCCAGUGCCAUUCUGCUACAGACGUGGGCAACCUCCUCACUGUGGCUGAGGAGAAAAGAAGAAGAAGCCUCGAACUGAUACCUCUAACUGCACGGAUGGUUAUGACACAUCUUGUGAACCACCUAAGCCACUAUCCGCUCAGUGGAGGUCCUGCAAUUCUUCACAGUCUUCUCAGUGAGAAUCAUGACAACUCGUAUGUGGAGUCUUCUGAGCUGUCUCCGGAAGUCUUCAGAAGUCCAAACCUGCAAUUAUUUGUAUUUAAUGACAGUACUCUUCUAUCUUACCUUCAGAUUCCUGCAGAAAACAAAGUAGAUACUGAGGCAGCAGUAGCCCCCUCAGAUGUAAGAGUAAUUGUCAGAGAUAUCUCAGGGAAAUACUCAUGGGAUGGCAGGAUAUUAUAUGGCCCUUUGGAGGGCUGUCUUCCACGGCAAAGUGGAACAAACUCAUUUGUGAUUGCAGGCCAUCCUGAGCACCAGUCUAAUUCGCUGGAAGAUCUUUCUCAAGUAGAGGAAGGAGAAGAUGCUCUUGACACAUUGCUGGAAAAGAUUGGUAGCUCUAGUCCCGAGUGCCUCUUGCAUCCCCAGGGAAAGCUCAAUGAGCCGUCGCCAGCACCGUUUGGCAUGAGCUGCGAUCAAGAAAAUGAAAUCAUUGAAGCUCUCAUGAGGCAGAGUGCCCAGGAAAAAGAACAUAUAUUUAAAUGCAGUUCUGCCUUUGGUAUAAAGGUAGCCCAUCAAGAAGAACCCUGCCCUGCUCGACCCCAAGCAUCAUUUUAUUUUUGUAGGUUGUUGCUAAAUGACUUGGGAAUGAAUUCCUGGGAUAGAAGAAAGAGUUUCCAUCUUCUGAAGACGAAUUCAAAAUUACUAAGAGAACUGAAAAAUCUGGAUUCCCGUCAGUGCCGCGAGACUCACAAGAUUGCAGUGUUUUACAUUGCAGAAGGGCAGGAAGACAAGUGCUCCAUCCUGUCCAAUACCAGGGGAAGCCAGGCCUACGAGGACUUCGUUGCUGGACUGGGCUGGGAGGUUGAUCUUUCAACACACGGUGGCUUUAUGGGCGGCCUGCAACGUAAUGGCAGCACAGGACAAACAGCACCCUACUAUGCUACCUCUACUGUGGAAAUCAUUUUUCAUGUGUCUACAAGAAUGCCAUCAGAUUCAGAUGAUUCACUGACCAAAAAGCUUCGUCACUUGGGAAAUGAUGAGGUUCACAUCGUCUGGUCGGAGCACACCAGGAACUACCGCAGGGGCAUUAUACCCACGGAUUUUGGAGAUGUUUUAAUUGUUAUUUAUCCGAUGAAGAAUCACAUGUUUUUCAUAGAGAUAAUGAAGAAACCAGAGGUGCCAUUUUUUGGUCCUCUCUUUGAUGGAGCGAUAGUGACUGCGAAGUUGCUGCCAAGCCUUGUAUGUGCCACGUGCAUCAAUGCCAGCAGAGCUGUGAAGUCCCUCAUCCCACUCUACCAGAGCUUGUAUCCUUUCUUCCUACUGAUGUGAUGCACUUAGGU
Tinamus guttatus (white-throated tinamou) is the source of this 3229-nucleotide messenger RNA. NCBI's taxonomy places the organism in Eukaryota, Metazoa, Chordata, Aves, Tinamiformes, Tinamidae. The record is from RefSeq and is a predicted model, not a curated record.